This is a messenger RNA of Brassicogethes aeneus, 1814 nucleotides long. The record is from the annotation of a GenBank genome assembly. NCBI's taxonomy places the organism in Eukaryota, Metazoa, Arthropoda, Insecta, Coleoptera, Nitidulidae.
CCCUAAUUUAUUCAACUACGAAUGGAUAUAUAUACAUAUACCUAUAAAAAUAGUUUUAUAAAUUUAACAAUUUCUUUCAUACAUUUAAACCUAGAAAAAAGAGUUAUAUGCAAACUAAAGAUGGUGCUAAUAAAAAUUUUCUUUAUUAUAUUUUUAUUUAAAUCAGUAGUAAUAGCUAAACAUAAGAAUCGAGAUAGUUCGACUGACCCCGUAGUUACAUUGGAAGAUGGAAUAUUACUGGGCAAAAAUGAAAAAAUUCCUUCAAAUAAAACUUACUAUUCAUUUGAGGGUAUUCCUUUUGCUAAACCGCCAUUGGGACAACUAAGAUUUGAGCCACCUCAACCUAAUGAAAAAUGGAAUGGAACCCUUUUGGCAAAAACAAAUAAAAGUAGCUGUAUACAAUUUAAUGGCGAUGGAUCUGAGGAUUGUUUAUAUCUAAACGUAUAUACGCCUAAUCUAACUCAAAACUUGCCUGUUAUGGUUUGGAUAUAUGGUGGAGCGUUUAUUAACGGUGAUGGUUCAAAAGAACAGCAAAAUCCUGAGAAUAUAUUAGAAGAAGAUGUUGUUGUUGUUCAUAUAAAUUAUCGUCUGGGAAUUUUCGGGUUUUUAAGCACCAAUGAUAUGGCUGCCCCCGGUAAUACUGGUUUAAAGGAUCAAGUAUUAGCUUUGGAAUGGGUGCAGAAAAAUAUUGCACACUUUGGUGGAAAUCCCAAAAAUGUAACAAUUUUCGGAGAAAGUGCCGGGGCUGCUUCAGUAUCCUAUUUGGUACAGAGUAAUUUAACUAAGGGGUUAUUUCAUCGAGCUAUUAUACAAAGUGGGUCAUCUUUAUGUCUUUGGAGUUUAAGUAGAUAUGCAAGAAAAUUAGCAUUUGAUGUUGGGGAAAAUCUUAAUAUAUAUACUUCUAAUUCAUCAAAAUUGGUGGAUGAAUUAAAAAAAGUUAAAGCAUCUGAUCUUCAUUCUGAAACAAAGUUAAUUUAUAGUUUGAAUAUUGCCACAAUAAACAUACGAAAUGGAUUACCAAUUGGACCGGUUAUGGAACCUGAUCACAAAGGGGCUGUUUUUUCUAACAAAAGUUAUGAGCUGCUUUCCAAGGGUAUUUUUAAUCGUGUCCCCUUAAUAAUUGGACAUACUUCGCAAGAAGCCCUUGCAGCUGGAGAUCUUCCAUUUCUUGUUAAAUUCUUGCUUGGGCAUUUUACUUCAAAUAGAGAAAACUUUACACCAAUCGAUAUGAACAUAAAAAACCCAAUUGAAUCUUUAUAUGUUGGGUUAAAAAUUAAAUACCAUUAUUUUGGAUUUAAUUUAGUAUCGCGGGAUUCCCGUGGUCUUACUCAGUUCCUUAGUGAUGACCAAUUUAACCGACCCAUAUCGAAAACUGUGGGACUCCAAUCUCAGUAUGUUCCAGUUUAUUACUACGUAUUUUCUUACGUGGGAAAAUCGGGACAAGUUAAAAAUAAAAAACUAACAGGUGUUGGCCAUGCUGGAGAACUACAAUAUAUUUUUACACCAAAAUAUGGGAAUAUGUCACAAUCCGAUAUGUUAACGAUAAAACGAACAGUCAAACUAUGGACAAACUUUGCUAAAUAUGGGAAUCCCACACCGAGUAAAGAUGCUUUAUUUGAUAAUGAAAUUUGGAUUCCAAAUUUUAAAAAUAGCUCUGGAAAUCUUAAUUAUUAUAAUAUUAACCAAACUUUAUCCAAUGGGAUUAAUCCCAAUGAAGCAAACAUACAAUUUUUUCAAAAUCUAUAUAAUAAAUAUGGCAACCCUCCUUAUGAUACUUAUUAAUUUUUACAAUAUUAAAAUAUUUAUAUAAUAAA